Molecule: messenger RNA, 368 nt
Organism: Phaethon lepturus (White-tailed tropicbird)
Lineage: Eukaryota; Metazoa; Chordata; Aves; Phaethontiformes; Phaethontidae
Gene: ECRG4
Product: chromosome unknown open reading frame, human C2orf40
Exons: 3
Biological process (GO): anaphase-promoting complex-dependent catabolic process; central nervous system development; cellular senescence
Source: RefSeq, a predicted model, not a curated record
AUGUUUCAAGGGGAAAUAAGCUUAAGCGGAUGCUUCAAAAACGCGAAGCCCCUGUUGCCACGAAGCCCGAGGUGUCGGUGAAAGAAACGGCGGCCAAGGAGUUCCUAAGCAGCCUGAGACGGCAGCGGCGCCAGCUGUGGGACCGAAGCCAGCCCGACGUACAGCAGUGGUACCAGCAGUUCCUGUACCUGGGAUUCGAUGAGGCGAAAUUUGAAGAUGACAUCUCCUACUGGACAAGCUUAGGGCGUGCUCGUAACGAAUACUAUGGUGGAUACUACCAACACCACUACGAUGAAGAUUCACCAAUUGGCCCACGAAAUCCACACACCUUCAGGCACGGAGCAGGUGUCAACUACGAUGAUUACUAA